Molecule: messenger RNA, 4697 nt
Organism: Macrosteles quadrilineatus (aster leafhopper)
Lineage: Eukaryota; Metazoa; Arthropoda; Insecta; Hemiptera; Cicadellidae
Gene: smo
Product: protein smoothened
Exons: 14
Coding region: 90-3155 (1021 amino acids)
Biological process (GO): smoothened signaling pathway; commissural neuron axon guidance; central nervous system development
Cellular component (GO): dendrite; plasma membrane; cilium
Molecular function (GO): patched binding; transmembrane signaling receptor activity
Source: RefSeq, a predicted model, not a curated record
GGUCUGCAUCCAAUUUUGAAUUCGUGUGUGGUCUUCACUUGAAGUUUUAUUUUUCAUGUAAACAACGCUUGCAGUUAGGAGGCCACACAAUGAGUGCUCGCUUCGUGUGGCUCUCGUGGACGUUCUCCUUGAUGUUACACCUAGCAGUCACAGUACCACUCGAUUAUCCUGACUCUAGUCCUAGAAAUGACUCUAUGUGGAACUACCGAGAAGUCUCUAGACACUUCAAAGCGAAUGACAUUAUAGACAUGGACAACUCCAUGUUCCUGUUGGACCGUUUGUCUCAAGAUGCAAGGAGUUUGCGUUACUGUCGACGGAAGGCUACUUGUCAGCCGCUGAGUAAUUCUACAUGCUUGGGUGCAAAGUUACCGUACUCCUCUACCACUCUUGAGCUGGUACCAAGGCUAACCUCCGCGGAUCAGAUUACUGAACAUUUCAUAAUCUGGAAAGGUCUUAUCAAUUUACCUAGGUGCUGGGCAGUGAUUCAACCUUUUCUCUGUUCAUUGUACUUUCCCAGGUGUGAAAAUGGCUUGGUUGAUCUCCCAUCUCAGGAAAUGUGUAAAGUUCUUCUCGGACCAGCUUGUAGGAUAUUGACAGAGAUGAACGCUUGGCCAAUGGCACUCAGGUGUAACGACACCACUGACUUUCCUCUGGCGUGCAAAAAUGACGUUAGAGAGCUCAAGUUCAACACGUCAGGCAAGUGUAGGGAGCCGAUGGUUCCGACUGACAAUCCAGGCUCCUACUACGAUGGCAUGGACGGCUGUGGUGUACAGUGUGACAACCCUAUGUUCACACCUGAUGAGCGUUACCAGAUACACCGUCUGGUCGCGUGGUCUGCUACUAUCUGCUUCCUGUUCAAUUUGUUCACUGUUGUGACGUUCAUGAUUGACUGGAAGUCGUCCAGCAAGUACCCAGCCCUUGUGAUAUUCUACACCAACCUCUGUUUCCUGAUCGUCUGUCUCGGGUGGCUGGCACAGUUCCUACCCGGGGGCCGGGAGGAUAUUGUGUGCCGUAAGGAUGGAACACUCAGAGUGGGAGAGCCUAAUGCCAGAGAGAAUCUAUCCUGUGUGGUUGUGUUUGUGCUGGUCUACUAUUUCUUCAUGGCAGGGAUUGUAUGGUUCGUCAUACUUACGUACACCUACCACUACCACAUCAUUUCUCAGGUGCAGGGCAAGAUCAUGGAGAGGUUGGACAAGAAGGGAGCUUACUUCCAUCUGGUGGCGUGGUCACUGCCUCUAGUGCUCACCAUAGCCACCAUGGCUCUGGGGGAGAUAGACGGCAACAGUGUGUCAGGGGUGUGUUUUGUGGGCUCAGUCAACCACAUCUACCGGGGAGUGUUUGUGCUGCUGCCAAUCUUCGCAGCUCUCGGUGUUGGUGGAUUCUUCCUCUUCAAAGGACUGCUCACACUCAUCAAACUGAAGAUCAGUAGCCAGGAAAUCAUGUCAGAGAGAGCCAGUGCCAAGAUAAAGGAGACAAUAGUCAGGAUGGGCUUCUUCUCAGUGCUUAUCUUCAUAUUCGGCUUCACUACUUUUGCCUGUCACAUAUAUGAGUUCCGCAACACUCCCUUGUGGCGUGCUAGCUUCCGCAAGUACAUUGUUUGUCGCUUAGUGUAUGAGACCCAGUCCCAGUGUCUGAUGGACAAUAGGCCCAGUCUGGCCAUUCUACAACUUCAUCUGUUGGCGUUGUUUGCUACAGGCAUAUCAAUGUCCUCUUGGGUCUGGACUAACUCAACUGUUCAGACUUGGAAACGAUUUUUUGCAAGAUUGACCAACAAAAAAACAGAGGAGGCCCCAAUAAAACUGAAGAAACACAAGGUGAUUGCUCAGGCGUUUGCCAAGCGCAAGAUGUUAAACAGCAAUGGCCGUCUGAGCAUCAGCAUACACAGGACUUACCAAGACCCUGUGGGCCUGAACUUUGAGCUGAACAGUAUGGCGUCGGGCAACCUAAGCUCUACCUGGGCUGCUGCACUGCCUAAACUGGUGACACGGCGUGGGGCUCUGGUCGGCGGGACCAACUCCAACUCCAGCCAGCGAAGAAACUCCAUUGACUCAGAGAUCAGCUACAGUGUCCGCAGAGUGUCAGUAGAGUCACGUCGUCACUCUCUAGAUUCUGCAGUCAGCGUGCAAGUGGCAGAGUUGACCAAGACAGUGCGCAAGGCCAGACAGACUAGAGGUAACCACAGAGGUCGUCACCGUCGCCGCAGACGCAGCCGCAACCUGGGCUCUCGGCGCGGCAGCUCCACGUCCCAGGAGAGUCAGAUGGACGCUCAGAUAUUCUCUGCCUUGACAAUUGGAAGGGUAGAGAUUCCUCCGUUGGUCCACAACCAGAACAGAAGAGAAGCCACUGCAGGUCUGAACGACAGUUUGAAUGUUCUCGCUGAAAAACUCUUUGGCAAUCUGGCUGGACCUCUUGGAUUGUCACAGGAAAGUGAUGGAAGCAGCGAAGAGGAAGUGACACAAGUAAGAGAAACACUUAUCACUGGUAGAUACACAAAUACAAACACCAACACAAACACAUACACAUACAGCAACUGCAGUGAUGAGGAAAAGAAUGAAGAAGAGGAAGAAGCUAACAGCGACGACGUUACACAACCUUUGACCAAAAACUACAUGAACAAGACUGAAUAUAACGCACGUAUCGUCAAAAUGAAUUCAAAAAAUAAGAAGACGUAUGAUAGCGACAAUGAAGAUAGGAAGAGUAAGAAAAGCGAGGGACGACACAGCAAAAUGAGCAACAAAAGCGAUUUGAGUCGUAUGAGUAGAAAAACCCAAGGAAGUGACUCGGAGAAAAAGACGACGAAAUAUGAAUUCAAAAGAGAAAAGUUCAACUAUCCCAGUUGUAGUGAUUUGGAGAAUUGUACGGAUGAUGCGAAGUGGAUACAGAGUGAAGGAGAAGGUAAAGGAAGUUCUAAGAAGGUGAAUGUUGCUGUUUCAACAGAUUGCUCUUUAAGUCCUGAUCAAAUACAUUACACUUAUCAAUCAACUUCGGCUGUGUCUGUUGGAAGUAAUCCUUACAAUGGGAGAGAGAUCGGAACCCAGACCAAUGUAUCAUUUAACAACAGAGACCGCUGCUCCAGCGCGGGUAGUAAACCCAAGAGGAAGAAAAGUAACGCUUCCCGUCAAAAACAGUCUUCCACAGACUCAUCACUGAAGUAGUCCAGUUUAAGGGAGGCUCUUCACCCCCUUGAAUCAUUCUGAAGUAGUCAAUCAACAAGAAUAUGAAAGUAAGUUACUCAAAGAUAUUAUUGUAUGUUAAGUCACAUUCACAUCAAAGUGAGAUUUUUUCCACUAUAUUAGUGGUUUUGUAAAUACUUUUAGGAUAAGAAAAGUGAUAUUUUAAGAUAUAUAUAUAAACCUUUUUGUAUGUUUUAACCUGUAGCCAGGGUUACAAGAAAAGUGCCUUUUUAAAAGCUCAACUUCUGAGUUUUCUUCUACUCUUUGUAAUGUUUACUUUCUCUGUGAUUUUACAGUAAUUGGUGAUGCAUUAAAUAGACAAGUUCUAGUAUAGAACAAUUGUUGUGUUGAUUCUUUGUAUGUUAUUGAUUUUGUGGAACUAAAUUUAUAAGUUUAUACACAGGCAGCUAGAGUUUUCUAAUUUUAAUAAAUAACAGUACAAAUUUGUUUUAAGCUGACACAGAUCUAAAUUGCAUGAAAUAAAUUCCUACAUAUACACGCAAAACUUAAAGUUUAACAGAAUAUAGAAACUAGACAACUACUACUACUGUCAUAGUAUCUAUUUAAAUACCCUGUAAACUUUGGACUUGAUUAAUGAACAAAUAUUAAUUUUAGUACUAUUUCAAGAGUAAACUAGAGAAAGAACAAAUACUAUAUUUUAUUAUUUAUCGUCAAGUUGAAAUUAUAUCUGGUCAAAUAUAUUCAUCAGGCAAUAAUGAAUCGAAGCUGUAAAAUGAUCAUGAUAGAGAAUCUCACCAUUAAAUUUUGUUUUAAAAUUUAAAUUUAAAUCUUAGGUGUUGACUGAGGACAAAAUAUUGAGGACAAAUUUAUAAUUUGUUGCAUAGUUAUUAUAGUAAAAUAUUAGUUUAUGAACUCCUUAACUAUUGUGUCCUAUAGAUAUUUGUAUACCCAAGAGACCUGUUAAGAGUUUGCACAUUGUUAACUCUCCUAAUAACUUAGUUUACUUCUAUAAUUCAGGCCGAUAAACAACAGUUAAAAGCAAUUCUCGUUUACAAUUCUCCUAAUUGUAGUAUAUACUUUACAAUUUUUAACUAUUUUAACUGUUUUUAAAUAAACUAAGGUAUUAUAUUGGAUUUUAUUGUUUUAUAUGGAUUUAUCUUUAAGGGUUCUUAUUAUUAUCACAAAUUUUGUAAAUGAUUGAUGUAAGAUGUGAUUUGAUUGUCUUUACAUAUUUUUGUAGAUAAGUAAGAUAAUAAUUAUUUAUAUAUAAAAUUAUAUUUGAGGAAUCUUUAUAAAUAACUUCUUGAUCAGCAUCAUACGUGUUAUAAAAUUACCUGAAAGCACAUAAAAUACGUCAAAUAACUCUUAUUAUAAUAUACGAGGGUUGUUUUUUUUUCAACCUCCGAUAGGCUAUGAACAAAAGACAAGUUCAUAUAAAACAUUAAAUUUAUUACCAAAAGUUUGGUCCAUUUAUGGUUACUUUUUGACAUAAUCACCAAAGAGAUUGAGACAUUUGCUAUAUCUGUGCACCAGCUUUUUAAUACCCUCUUCAAGAAAAGUGGC